AUGGCAACCGAAAAUGCCUCGUUCACUCAGGAAAAGACCUUCAGCACAUACAAUGCCGCUCAGGGCAAAGCAUACUCCGAUCUCCGUCGGGACUACGAUCCCAAAGUCUACCAGACCAUAUUGGACCAGCACACUUCGACCGGUGGCCAACUCGACACGUUCCUAGACGUAGGCUGCGGCCCGGGGUUUGCGGCACGAGCACUCGCUCCGCACUUUACACAAGCCAUUGGUCUCGAUCCCGCGGAGGGCAUGGUCACCACAGCGCGCAACCUCACGACUGUGGCAUCCCCAGAGUUCAAUAAUGUCCGAUUUGAAAUAUCUACAUGCGAAGAAUUGGGUUCCAACCUGACGCCUCCGAUCGCCGAUGGGAGCGUAGACCUGAUCACCGCCGCCAACGCAGCGCACUGGUUCGAUAUGCCGCGUUUCUGGGCAGCUGCGUCAAGAGUUCUCAAACCAGGAGGCACCGUUGCAAUCUGGACCUCGGGCCCCGGCCGUAUCCAUCCCUCGGUGCCCAACGCCGAAGCCAUCCAGGCCGUGAUCGACGCACAGCAGGAGGGCGAGUUGAAACCGUACUUGCUGCCCGGCAACACACUCGUGCGCAACCACUACAGGGACCUCCCGCUGCCCUGGACGGGUCCGCUCGAGCACCGCGUCGACGGCGCGUUCGACCAAGCGUCCUUCGUCCGCCUCGACUGGCCCAGCGACCAGCCGUUCUACCUCCCCGGACCGAAAGACGACGAGGGCGUGAGCAUGGAUAUCUUCGAGAAGGUGCUGGCGACAGGAAGCGCGGCGACGAGGUGGCGGCAAGCGCACCCUGACCUCGUCGGCACGGAGAACGACGUGCUCAGGAUCCUGAGGAGGAAGAUUGAGGCCCUAUUGCACGACGCCGGCGUCAAGCCUGGGCAAGAGAGGUUGCGGGGCCUGUUUGACGGUGUGAUUUUGUUUGUCAAGAAGAAGGCGGCUUGA
Exophiala spinifera is the source of this 966-nucleotide messenger RNA. RefSeq lists its product as uncharacterized. The transcript is spliced from 2 exons. NCBI's taxonomy places the organism in Eukaryota, Fungi, Ascomycota, Eurotiomycetes, Chaetothyriales, Herpotrichiellaceae. Bases 1 to 966 code for a protein of 321 amino acids. The record is from RefSeq and is a predicted model, not a curated record. Gene Ontology annotation, molecular function: S-adenosylmethionine-dependent methyltransferase activity.